Somion occarium is the source of this 1465-nucleotide messenger RNA. The record is from the annotation of a GenBank genome assembly. NCBI's taxonomy places the organism in Eukaryota, Fungi, Basidiomycota, Agaricomycetes, Polyporales, Cerrenaceae.
CGACUCAAGUGGUAUGCACAGCGCGUGCGAUCUCUUCACUACGACAGAAGCGGACUGGACCGGUCUGUUUUCGAAUUACUGCAAGAAUAUUGCGGGGAAGGGGCCGUAUUUCCCAAUCUGCAGGAGUUUUAUUGGCAGCAAACUUCGUCAUGUCUGCACCCCGAACUUUCUGUGUUUAUGUCUUCGUCACUCCAUACAUUCUCCUUUGCGACGCCUUUGUCCAAUGGAGGUCUCGCUUGGAUCAUGCCAUCCUCCAACACCCAGGACAGCGAAGCUUUAAUGGAAAUUCUUCAUCGAAGAGCGCCAUGCCUGCGACGACUUUUAUGCUCAAACAUCAUUAUCUCGCCCGCAGCGGUUGAUAUUUGCGCGAAUUUCACCGCUCUGCGAAGCCUCCGUCUGUCAACCAUCGUAACGCCCUCGAAUUUCACCUAUUCCCCAUCUCUUAUUCCUUCGACAGCGAAGCUCGACAGCCUCGAUAUCGAUGUGAGUCUACUGCCAGAAGAUUUUCAAGAUCCAGAAACGUCAGCUAGUCACCCCGUUGAAUUGCCUUCCUUGACGUCUCUGUCUUUGCAUGGGUCCUUGAAAAGAAUCCAGGCGGUCCUUCGCCGAUUGACAGCUCCCCAAGUGCAUUCCGUAGGAAUCUUCGAGCAAAGGUUUCACAGUGACCACUAUCAUAUGGUUCCAGAGAUUACACCAUGUAUCGAAACCGUUGUAUGCCGAUUCAAACGGUUACAACGGUUUCGGUUUGUCGCUCUUGGUGGGAUCCAAACUCAGUUGGGACCCGUCGCCCGUAUCCUGGAGCCCUUGUUGCGAGUACGAGGCUUGCUUGAAUGCCGUGUCUACUUGUUCAGGAAGAAUAUGUGGAGUAUGGAUGAUGAGGAUCUGCUCAAGAUGUGUAAGGCUUGGCCGCAAUUACAUGUUCUGCACCUGGAAGGCUGGCCAUCUUUCGACCCGUGGCGUCGGGGACUCAUCCUGAAAAGUCUUUCAAUAGUUGCUAGGUCUUGCCGGCAACUGACCAGUCUUCGUAUACCCGUGGAUGGCGGAGACAUAGUUCACGUUGACGACGUGAUUCCUCAGACGAAGUUGAGGACUUUCGCCGUCUCCUUUCCAGAAGAAGUAUAUAGCGACAUAUUGGCACUAGCCAGCUAUAUCAACCGGCUCUUCCCAAGUCUCGACCUCAAAUCAAGCCAACAGCUCCUUCAGAUGUCUAACGAAGCAGAUUCGAGGAAGCUCCUUUACAAGAGACUAUUCACAGUCUUGGCAAUGUUGCAGAUGACGGGGGAGGAAACAUCGGAAAUGACGAACUCCGUUGAAGAUUUCAUUCUGAAUACUGUCUGAUUUGAAAAUAUCAGGGUGGGUAUCAGGGCGGACACAUGGGUUGAAGAAGUACGAGUGAAUACAUGUGGGGAUUAGACGGGUAUAUGUAGUGAAGAGCGAUUAUAAAUACAGCUUGAGUGCGAAGAUC